Pleurotus ostreatus (oyster mushroom) is the source of this 339-nucleotide messenger RNA. RefSeq lists its product as uncharacterized. The transcript is spliced from 6 exons. The record is from RefSeq and is a predicted model, not a curated record. Bases 1 to 339 code for a protein of 112 amino acids. Lineage: Eukaryota; Fungi; Basidiomycota; Agaricomycetes; Agaricales; Pleurotaceae.
AUGGCGAAAGGGCCUGCAGAAGUAGCUCAUGGUUCCAUUUUUAUCGGAUUCGUUAUCAAGUUGAUUCUCUAUGGCCUCAUCAUCCUUCAAGGAUAUCUGUAUUUUGCCACAUUCAAAAGGGAUAGAGGAUGGAUGAAGUUCCUGAUCGCCUUCUUGCUAGUGGCCGAUACGGUGAACAUCGUAUUUGAUACCAUCUACUUGUACACAGCGUUGAUUAAGCAUUUCGACGAUCCAGGGUAUCUUGCUAACGCCAACUGGUGUGCUCAUCCAUUCAUCGCUGGUUCUCAGUCUGUGCUAUCGGAGCCGCUGCUGCGACAGAGUGGGUACCGGAAUUUGUGA